Messenger RNA from Neocloeon triangulifer, 1193 nucleotides. RefSeq lists its product as uncharacterized. Gene Ontology annotation, molecular function: hydrolase activity, hydrolyzing N-glycosyl compounds. The transcript has 7 exons. Lineage: Eukaryota; Metazoa; Arthropoda; Insecta; Ephemeroptera; Baetidae. The coding region runs from base 73 to 1170 and encodes 365 amino acids. The record is from RefSeq and is a predicted model, not a curated record.
AGAAUCGACAAGUCACACUCAACGUUAAGAAAAUUUGUCUACAGCAAAACAUUUGUCGGCGCGUAAGUGAGGAUGCGAUUUAGCGUUGGCGGAUCUGCCAAAAUGGCUCCAAGGGAAGUUGUCUUUGCGAUUUUGUUCGCAAUUUUGGUCUCAUCUUGCAUGGUGGAGGGUCAGGCUGCAAGGGCCAAGGUCAUCGUAGACACAGACGUCGGGAUUGACGACGCGUUCGCCCUCGGAAUGCUUCUGGCCGCAGACCAGCGGCAGGAAAUCGAGAUCGUCGCCAUUACGACCGUCCUCGGCAACACGGGCGUCAGAAAUGUGUCGAGGAAUGUGCUCAAAAUUUUGCAAACCGCAAACAGACUGGACAUCCCGGUUUAUGAGGGAGCAGCUUUUUCGCUUGAGCUGACCAACAAUAACGACAGUUAUUUUGGCUACGACGGGUUCGGGGACAUCGAGUACCCCAACCCGCCUGGUGAUGAGUUUCUGCAGCCGGUGCCGGCAGUGCUGGGGCUUCUCGAGCUGACGAAAACGCACCUCGGAGAAAUAAACCUGCUGCUGCUGGGUCCUCUUACAAACUACGCCCUCGCAAUUCGCACCGUGCCCGAAUAUGCUGCUCGGCUCGCCAGUGUGUGGGUGCUCGGCGGCUCGAUGAUAGGAAAGGGCAACAUGCAACCAGGGGUGGAAUUCAACUUUUGGGUGGACCCGUUGGCCGCAUUCAUCACGUUCAGUCCGCCGGUCCACCCACCCAACCUGGUGCAACUGGUGCCCCUGGAGAUGACCAUGGAGGCGGCGACGACCAUCGACUGGCGCAUCAACGUGCUCGGAGCUCUGCCCGGAAAAGUCAUGGCCCUGCUCAACGCGGCCGAGGAACAGUUUUGGCCACGUUCGGACAUGUGGGUUUGUUCUGACCUCGUCCUGGCUGCAGCUUUUCUCCAGAGAUCCACUCUCGUUUUGAAGACGCGCCCCAGUUUCAUCGGCGUGGAAGUGCACGGACUGCAUUUGGCAGGAGCGACCUUCGUUGAUUACAACGAGCCCGGCAACGAGCCCAACGUCGAGGCCAUCCAAGUUGUGGACGCCGAGGCCUUCAAGACUGUUGUUCUCGACUACUUCGGCGGGCUCAACUUUUGCAAUAACUUUGCAACGGAUGGAAUAUUUUGCCACGCAAAAUAAAAAUUUAUAUAAUAUAACAGCAA